Papaver somniferum (opium poppy) is the source of this 7695-nucleotide messenger RNA. Its product is annotated as protein furry homolog-like. NCBI's taxonomy places the organism in Eukaryota, Viridiplantae, Streptophyta, Magnoliopsida, Ranunculales, Papaveraceae. Gene Ontology annotation, cellular component: site of polarized growth; cell cortex. The record is from RefSeq and is a predicted model, not a curated record. Gene Ontology annotation, biological process: cell morphogenesis. The transcript has 17 exons. The coding region runs from base 1082 to 7423 and encodes 2113 amino acids.
UCUCAAUGUUUGAACGUCAAACAUUCCGCGAAAACAUUUCCUUCCCACAACAACAGUUCCAGAAGAAGAAAAAAAAUAAGAAAAAGCAGAGCAAUUAAAAGGAUGGCGUUUAUUAAUACUGAAGGUAAAGGUCUAGUAAUAUCACAACUCAUGAAAUCUUAGAUAAUAAUAAUAAUUACCAGAAUUCAGAAAACAAUUUAGAUGAAUAUUUGUUGUUGAGAGAAAUCAAAGAAAAGAAAAAACAAAAUGAGGUCAUCAACUGGAAGUGCAGCGAAGCUGAUUGUUGAUGCACUUCUUCAAAGAUUUCUUCCUCUUGCUAGACGUCGUAUUGAAACAGCUCAAGCACAGUGUUAGGUUGCCGGCGAAAGGGCAAUGCCAAUGCCAUCUCGGGCAAUGCCGUAAUUUGGUGUGCAGGAUGGAAAGAAAAAUGACUGAAGUGGUUGGAGGGAAUUAUGUUCCUUCCAAAUAUCGGAAGAGAAGGUUUUUUCUUCUAGCAUUGGCAUGGAUGUUACUUAAGGUGAAAUUCUAGCUUAACUUACCAAGUUUGUAAAGUGAUGGAUGGAAUAAGAAAUGUCAAGUUUGCUUAAAGAUGGGGAGAAAGGAAAGGAUAGAUUCACAUAUAUUUGAGUCAACUCUGACAUCACUUGAGAUGCUAAAUUAAGGUUUGAACUUUUAAAAUGCCAAAAUGGGAUAAACUGAUAUGGAUGGAGGAUGGUCACUUGCUUCUUUAGAAUCAUAAAAGUUUGUGAAUGGAUAAAAGGAACGGGCUAUGCAGAUCCUCGGACAUAUGCGAGUAAAGAAGGGUAACCUGGAUUAACAUCACUGUGAUCUAGCUACUAACACAAGGUCAGAAGUGUUAGUACGCGUUGGUCCCAUCACAAACUUAUGCACCACCACCAUCUUGAGAUAGGAGUGGCAUCUUAGGAUUGAACUGAUAUUCUGCUUAUGCAUAAACGUCUGAAGAAGAAUUACUAGUUCUUACCUAUUCAGUUUUUUGGCUUUAGAAGAGACAAUCAUGCUUUUGGUGCUAUACAUCACAUAGAAAUUGCUCAUAUUAGUACUUUUGCAUUUUUAGUCACUCAUGCCUUAUAAACAGGAUGGACAAUACCUACGACCAUCUGACCCAGCUUAUGAGCAAGUUUUGGAUUCAUUAGCUAUGGUAGCUCAACAUACACCUGUCCCUCUUCUUGAAGCGCUGUUAAAGUGGCGAGAAAGUGAAUCUCCAAAGGGUGCAAAUGAUGCCUCUACAUUCCAGAAAAAGCUUUCCGUGGAGUGUAUAUUUUGUUCAGCAUGUAUUCGAUUUGUGGAGUGCUGCCCAGUGGAAGGACUUACAGAGAAACUUUGGUCUGGGCUGGAAAAUUUUGUAUUUGACUGGCUAAUCAAUGCUGACAGGGUUGUAAGCCAGAUUGAAUAUCCCUCAUUGGUUGAUUUGCGUGGACUUCUUCUAGAUUUAGUUGCACAGCUCCUUGGUGCAUUAUCACGGAUCAGGUUUAGUUCUGUAACUGAGCGUUUCUUUAUGGAACUUAAUACGCGCCGUAUUGACACGAGUGCUGCUAGAAGUGAGACGCUUAGUAUCAUUAAUGGGAUGCGGUACCUUAAACUCGGGGUGAAGUCUGAGGGUGGACUUAAUGCAUCCGCUUCAUUUGUGUCAAAAGCAAACCCCCUUAAUCGGGCUCCACAUAAAAGGAAAAGUGAACUCCAUCAUGCUCUAUGUAAUAUGCUUUCAAGCAUACUUGCACCACUUGCAGAUCGUGGAAAAAACCAAUGGCCCCCAUCAGGUGUUGACCCUGCCCUGAGUUUGUGGUAUGAAGCAGUAGCUAGAAUAAGAGGCCAACUUAUGCAUUGGAUAGAGAAACAGAGCAAACAUAUAUCUGUUGGUUAUCCUUUGGUGACCCUUCUUCUUUGUCUGGGUGAUCCACAAACUUUCAAUAACAACUUCGGUUCUCACAUGGAAUAUCUAUAUAAGCAUCUAAGGGACAAGAACCAUCGCUUCAUGGCUUUGGACUGUCUUCAUCGAGUCGUUAGAUUUUACUUAAACGUUUAUGCAGACUACCAACCUAUAAAUCGCGUGUGGGACUACCUAGACAGUGUAACAGCACAGCUUUUAACUGUUUUGAGGAAAGGACUUCUAACUCAGGAUUCCCAACAUGAUAAACUUGUUGAGUUUUGUGUGACUAUCGCAGAAAGUAACUUAGACUUUGCGAUGAACCACAUGAUACUGGAACUUCUGAAAUCCGAAAAUUUGAGCGAAUCGAAGGUUAUUGGCUUACGGGCUUUGCUGGCCAUUUUCCGGUCUCCUACAAAUCCACAGGCUAGCUUGCAAGUUUUUCAAGGUCAUGAUGUUGGUCACCAUGUUCCAAAAGUGAAGUCUGCAAUCGAGUCAAUCUUAAGGUCCUGCAACAGAACCUACUGUCAAGCUCUUCUUACUUCAUCAAAGACGACAAUAGACACCAAAGAAAAAUCUCAGGGACAUCUCUUCCGGUCAGUACUUAAAUGCAUACCGUAUCUGAUUGAAGAAGUCGGUCGAAGUGAUAAGAUUACUGAAAUAAUCCCUCAACAUGGCAUAAGUAUUGAUCCCGGUGUUCGUGAAGAAGCUGUUCAAGUUCUGAAUAGGAUUUUAAGGUACCUUCCCCAGCGCCGCUUCGCAGUAAUGAAAGGAAUGGCCAGUUUCAUCAUUCGGCUCCCAGAUGAAUUCCCUCUUCUUAUUCAAACAUCACUGGGACGCCUAGUGGAACUCAUGCGUUUCUGGAGAGCAUGUUUGUCUGAUGAGAGACUUGAACAUGAUAGUGGUUUUCAGAAUAUGAGAGGGGCUAUCCAAGAAAAUGAAACAAUCUGUAGGCCACCUCCUUACAAUCCUCAGACAGGUGAGGUGGUUGAAUUUCGUGCAUCUGAGAUGGAUGCUGUAGGUCUUAUCUUUCUCAGUUCCGUGGACAUUCAAAUCAGACACACAGCAUUAGAGUUACUUCGAUGUGUUCGCGCUCUGAGAAAUGAUAUAACAAAUUUUUCAGUAAAUGCCCGGUCUGAUUUUAGGUUGAGAGUGGAAGCUGAACCGAUAUUUGUAAUUGAUGUUCUAGAAGAAAAUGAGGAGGACAUUGUUCAGAGCUGCUACUGUGAUUCUGGUCGACCUUUUGAUUUGAGACGGGAGGAUGCAGUUCCUGCUGAUGUGACACUCUAUUCCCUUCUAGAAGGCCCUGAUAAAAAUAGAUGGGCUCGCUGUGUCAGUGAGCUUGUGAAAUAUGCUGGUGAACUUUGCCCGAGUUCAGUGCAGGAAGCGAAGUUGGAGGUGAUGCGGCGGCUUGCUCAUAUUACACCUGCAGAAUUAGGUGGGAAGGCUCAUCAAUCACAAGAUACUGAAAACAAAUUAGAUCAAUGGCUUGUAUAUGCUAUGUUUGCAUGCUCUUGUCCACCUGAAGCUGGUAGUUUGGCAGUAACCAAAGAACUUUACUCUCUCAUCUUCCCUUCACUAAAAUCUGGAUCUGAAGCCCACAUGCAUGCAGCUACCAUGGCUCUUGGCCGAUCACAUCUUGAGGUCUGUCAAAUCAUGUUUGGUGAGCUUGCACUAUUUGUAGAAGAAAUUUCAUCUGAAACAGAAGGAAAGCCCAAGUGGAAGACUCAGAAAUCCCGGAGAGAGGAACUCCGUAUUCACAUUGCAAAUAUAUAUCGUACUGUUGCUGAGAAUGUUUGGCCCGGGAUGCUGAACCGAAAACCAGUUUUCCGUCUCCAUUAUUUGAAGUUCAUUGAAGAAACUAUAAGACAAAUCAUAACAUCAACCACAGAUAGCUUUCAAGAAGUGCAACCUCUCCGCUAUGCCCUAGCGUCUGUUCUAAGAUCACUAGCCCCUGACUUUGUGGAAUCAAGAUCAGAGAAAUUCGAUAUUAAAACUCGAAAACGGCUCUUUGAUCUUCUUCUCUCUUGGUGUGAUGAAGUUGGCACCACAGUAGGUGGUCAGGAUGGUGUAACUGAAUAUCGACGUGAAAUCGACCGUUACAAGCAAGCUCAGCAUGGUCGAUCAAAGGAGUCUGUAGAUAGGAUAUCGUUUGACAAAGAAAUGAAUGAGCAAGUUGAGGCAAUUCAGUGGGCCUCAAUGAAUGCCAUGGCUUCAUUGUUGUAUGGUCCUUGCUUUGAUGAUAAUGCAAGAAAGAUGAGUGGAAAGGUAAUAUACUGGAUCAAUGGGUUGUUCACUGAGCCAGCACCUAGGGCACCUUAUGGGUAUUCACCAGUUGAUUCAAGAACUCCGAGAUACGCGGAUGGAGGGCGUGCUAGUGUUGGGCGUGAUCAGAAAAAGGGCCUGCGGGUUGCCCUAGCUAAAACAGCUCUAAAAAAUCUUAUUCAAACAAAUUUAGAUCUGUUUCACGCUUGCAUUGACCAGUGCUACUAUUCUCAUGCUGCCAUAGCUGAUGGUUACUUUAGCGUGCUAGCUGAAGUCUACAUGCGCCAAGAAAUCCCCAAAUGUGAAAUACAAAGACUUCUUAGCUUGAUCCUCUAUAAGGUGGUAGACCCAUCGAGACAGAUCCGUGACGACGCCCUUCAGAUGCUUGAGACCUUAUCCAUUCGUGAGUGGGCAGAGGAAGGUAUUGAAGGAUCGGGUAGUUACCGAGCUGCUGUUGUUGGCAACCUUCCCGACUCCUAUCAUCAAUUCCAAUAUAAGCUCUCCUGCAAACUUGCCAAAGACCACCCUGAGCUUAGUCAGCUUCUGUGUGAGGAGAUUAUGCAAAGGCAGCUGGAUGCUGUUGACAUUAUCGCCCAACAUCAGGUGUUAACUUGCAUGGCGCCGUGGAUUGAGAACCUUAACUUUUGGAAACUCAAAGACUCGGGUUGGAGUGAAAGAUUAUUAAAAAGUCUUUACUAUGUAACGAUGCGGCACGGAGACCAAUUUCCUGAUGAAAUCGAGAAGCUCUGGAGCACUAUUGCUAGCAAGCCUAAGAACAUAAGCCCAGUUCUGGAUUUCUUAAUUAUUAAAGGGAUAGAAGAUUGCGAUUCAAAUGCAUCUCCUGAAAUAAGUGGAGCGUUUGCAACCUAUUUCUCAGUCGCCAAACGUGUAAGUCUGUAUCUAGCUCGGAUAUGUCCACAACGUACAAUUGAUCACUUGGUUUACCAGUUAGCUCAACGAAUGCUGGAGGAUAGCGUGGAACCGAUAAGGCUUAGCACGAACAAAGGUGAGGCUAGCGGAAAUUUUCUGUUGGAAUUCUCUCAGGGACCGACUGCAGCAUCACAUAUUGGAGCGGUUGUUGAUAGUCAGUCCCACAUGUCACCAUUACUUGUUCGGGGUUCCUUUGACGGUCCACCUAGAAAUACAAGUGGGACCCUGAGCUGGCGAACAGCGGCGGGACACAGCAUCUCAGGCCCGUUAAGUCAGAUGCCUCCAGAGGUGAACAUAGUUCCUGUUGGUGCUACACGAUCAGGGCAACUCCUACCUUCUAUGGUAAACAUGUCGGGACCUUUGAUGGGAGUCCGAAGUUCAACAGGCACCCUACGCAGCCGCAAUAUGUCACGUGACAGUGUAGACUACUUCAGCGACACACCGAACUUUGGUGAGGAUGGAUUACAUUAUGGUGGUGUGAUGCAUGGUGUGAACGCCGGAGAGUUGCAAUCAGCCCUGCAAGGUCACCAACAGCACUCACUAACUCAUGCGGACAUAGCAUUGAUUCUUCUCGCCGAGAUUGCCUAUGAGAAUGAUGAGGACUUUCGGGAGCAUCUACCCUUGCUGUUCCACGUUACAUUUGUGUCAAUGGAUAGUUCAGAAGAUAUCGUGCUUGAGCAUUGCCAACACUUGCUUGUCAAUCUGCUUUACUCUCUAGCUGGCCGCCACUUGGAGCUUUAUGAUGUUGAGAACAUUGAUGGGGAAAACAAACAGCAGGUUGUAAGUUUGAUCAAGUAUGUCCAGUCUAAGCGAGGAAGCAUGAUGUGGGAGAAUGAGGACCCCACAGUCUUGCGAACUGAACUUCCAAGUGCGGCACUUCUAUCUGCUCUAGUUCAAAGCAUGGUUGAUGCAAUCUUCUUCCAAGGAGACCUUCGAGAGACAUGGGGGACUGAGGCAAUUAAAUGGGCAAUGGAAUGCAUGUCCAGGCACCUUGCUUGCAGGUCCCACCAAAUUUACCGUGCAUUACGUCCAAGCGUCAAUAGCGACACAUGUGUCUCACUCCUGCGGUGCCUUCACAGGUGCUUGGGGAACCCUAUACCAUCGGUUUUAGGGUUUUCCAUGGAGAUUCUGUUAACAUUACAAGUAAUGGUGGAGAUGAUGGAGCCAGAGAAGGUGAUACUUUACCCUCAGCUUUUCUGGGGGUGUGUUGCUAUGAUGCACCUGGAUUUCGUCCAUGUGUAUUGCCAAGUCCUUGAGCUAUUUGCUCGUGUGAUUGAUCGACUGUCGUUCAGGGACAGAACAACUGAGAAUGUCCUCCUUUCAAGCAUGCCUAGAGAGGAGUUAGAUACCUCCAACAUGGGUGAACUUCAAAAGAUGGAAACAAGGAGGGCAGUAAGUGAACUUCCUCCUAGACCUAGUGGUAGAGUACCAACUUUCGAAGGGGUACAGCCUCUUGUGCUUAAAGGGCUUAUGUCAACUGUCAGUCAUGGGCACUCUGUCGACGUGCUUUCGCGGAUUACAGUGCACUCAUGUGAUUCCAUAUUUGGGGAUGGAGAAACACGGCUUCUGAUGCACAUUACAGGCUUGCUUCCAUGGCUUUGCUUGCAGCUCAACAAGGACUUGCAACUCUUUCCUGCUUCUCCGCUCCAACAACAGUACCAAAAAGCUUGCUCUGUUGCAGCCAAUAUAUCAGUCUGGUGCCAUGCAAAAUCACUGGAUGAACUAGGGGCAGUAUUUUUAGCCUACUCUCGAGGCCAAAUUGCAUCCAUGGAUAACCUACUAGCUUGUGUUUCACCAUUAUUAUGCCACGAAUGGUUCCCAAAGCACUCAGCUUUGGCUUUUGGGCACUUGUUACGGCUUCUGGAGAAGGGCCCCGUGGAGUACCAACGUGUAAUUCUGCUAAUGCUUAAAGCUUUGCUACAGCACACGUCAAUGGAUGCGGCUCAAAGCCCACAUGUAUACGCGAUUGUCUCACAACUUGUGGAGAGCACGUUAUGUUGGGAGGCAUUGAGUGUGUUGGAAGCCCUUUUGCAGAGCUGUAGCACGUUUACUGGAGCUACUCCUCCACACGUCCUAGGGACAACAGAGAACGGUGAAGAGAAAAAACUUGUUCCUCAGACCUCGUUUAAGGCUCAUAGUGGGCAGUUGCAGUAUGGUAUUGUUGGAAUGGGGGGCACAAACAGUGUUGGUGGUGCAACAGAAUCAGGGGGAUUGCCACCGAGGGAGUUGGCUUUGCAGAAUACCCGUCUCAUUUUAGGGCGAGUUCUUGAUACUUGUGCACUUGGGAGGAGGAGAGAGUAUAGAAGGCUUGUCCCCUUUGUGACCACUAUGAGGAAUCCAUAGAUGUGGCUCUGUAGUUCGUAACAACAGCCUCAAAGUUACAUACUACAGAGAGACACAUCAGGAUUGCGUGCAUUUUAGUUUCUCAGGUGGUCUGUGACAGGUCUGGUCUGCCUAAUUUCCAUGACCGGUGAUGUUCUGCAUCAAAUGAUGCAUCCCGUUGUCUUUGCUUUUCCUUGUAAAUAAAUCUGUAGGAGGUAAGGUUCAUUAUGCCCUUUCCUGCUACUUGUAAAUUUUUAUCAUUCAUUUUCAAGAACUUUUUUUCUUUCCUCGGA